Beta vulgaris subsp. vulgaris (sugar beet) is the source of this 717-nucleotide messenger RNA. RefSeq lists its product as uncharacterized. The record is from RefSeq and is a predicted model, not a curated record. The transcript has a single exon. Lineage: Eukaryota; Viridiplantae; Streptophyta; Magnoliopsida; Caryophyllales; Amaranthaceae. The coding region runs from base 1 to 717 and encodes 238 amino acids.
AUGACUCUUUGUUUGCGAUACAUUGAUAGAAAUGGUGGAUUGAAUGAACGUUUUCUUGGUUUGGUUCAUGUGCCUAACACCACUUCUUUAACUCUUAAAGAGGCAAUUGAAUCGUUGCUUAUGGAGCACUCUCUUAGUCUUUCUAGAGUUCGGGGACAAGGAUAUGAUGGUGCUAGUAACAUGCGAGGUGAAAUAGCUGGUUUAAAAACUCUAAUAACUGAUGAGUGUCCACAAGCAUAUUAUGUUCAUUGUUUUGCUCACCAACUUCAAUUGACACUAGUUGCCGUUGCCAAGAAAAACUCUGAUCGUAGUUGGCUUUUUCUUGAUGUGCUUCCAUUGUUGUUGAAUUUUGUUGGUGGUUCACCUAAACGAAAAGAAUUUCUUCGACAAAAUCAAAGAACACGUGUUGUAGAAGCUUUAUCCUCGGGUGAAAUAGAAUCUGGCACUGGUUUGAAUCAAGAGAAAUCUUUAAGUAGGCCCGAUGACACUAGUUGGGGAUCUCAUUUUAAAACAAUUAUGAAUGUUCUUGAUUUAUAUCGUCCAAUCCUUGAGUCACUUGAUGCUAUUGCUGAAUCUUCCAUUGAAAAGGCCGACAAAAACAAAGCAUGUGCAAUCAUUAAUUUGUUGAUGACUUUUGAUUUUGUUUUUGUGGCAUACUUGAUGACAUCUAUUUUUGGGAUCACACAUGAGUUGAAUUUGGCUUUACAAAAAGAGUGA